Molecule: messenger RNA, 3019 nt
Organism: Condylostylus longicornis
Lineage: Eukaryota; Metazoa; Arthropoda; Insecta; Diptera; Dolichopodidae
Product: UDP-glucosyltransferase 2-like
Exons: 4
Coding region: 340-2043 (567 amino acids)
Molecular function (GO): UDP-glycosyltransferase activity
Source: RefSeq, a predicted model, not a curated record
UUGAAUAAAGUGCAAAAAAAUUAGCAAGAAAAAAACUAGUAAUAAAAUAAUAAAAAAAAAAAUAAAGAAAGAAAUAAUUUUGCUUUCUUUUUGUUUUUGGUUUAAAACAAUGUACUAAAUGUGGAUUAUUUUUUAAAACAAAGAACCCAAAGUGAAUUAAAUAUACAAACAUACAUCUAAAUAAAAAUAUAAUUUAUAAAAUUUAUAAAAAGUUAUAUAAUAAUACCUUAAAUUUAAAAAAAAGGUACCUAUAUACGCUUAAAAUCAGAAAAACCUGUUUUAAAACUCAAUUUUUAUAAACUCAACUCAACUUAAAAAAAAAAAAAAUUGUGAGCAAAAAUGAAUUUAACAAAUAAAAUUUUGACUUCUUUAUUUGUUUUUAUAACAAUUAAUUUUAAAAUAAUAAUUGCCGGUCGGUUAUUAGUGAUAUUUUCUAUACCAUUUCCUGAUAAUCAAAUAACAUUUAGACCAUUAAUUGAAAAUUUAUUAGAUAAAGGACAUUCUAUUACAUUAGUAACAACAAAUCCAGAAGUAUUUCUAAAUAAUAAAACCGAUGUAUCAGCAUCAUAUUUUGAAAAUAAUAAUAAUAAUAAUUUAGAAAUAAUUGAUUUAAGUUUUACACAUAAUUUAGAAAUAUUAAAUCAAUUAAAAACAUCACAUCAACAAAAUGAUUUAAAUGGUAGUGAUAUGAUACGUGAUGCAUUUCAAAUUUUAAGAAUAAUUGCUGAAAAACAAUUAAAAUCAUUAGAAGUUGAACAAUUUAUUGGUAAUAAUACAAUAAUAAAGCAAACAACAAGAACAUCAAAUUUAAAUAAUUUAAAUAAUAAUAAUAAUAUAAAAUAUGAUGCUGUAUUAAUUGAUUGGUCUGGUGCAUCAUUAAUGAAUGGUUUUGCAUAUAAAUUUAAUGCACCAUUAAUAGGUAUAACACCAGCUGGUGCAUAUAUGACAUUACAUGAAGCUAUGGGUAAUCCAAAUCACCCAGUAUUAUAUCCAAGUGUAUUUAUGCCAUUUAGUGAAAAUUUAAGUUUAUAUCAAAGAAUUGUUAGUACAUUAUUUUCUUAUAAAUAUAGAAAUAUUUAUUUUUAUGAAGAAUUACCAGUACAAAAUCAAAUUGCAAAAGAAGUUUUUGGUUCAGAGAUACCAGAUUUAUGGGAAUUACAAGUAAAUGCUGAUUUACUUUUAAUAAAUAGUUAUCAAUUAUUAAGUAAUAUAAGACCAGUUGGUCCAACAACAAUUUAUUUAGGUGGUAUACAUGCACAAAAUUCAAAACAAAAAAUUUCUAAUGAAUUGGAAGAAUUCAUUUUAAAAUCAGAUAAUGAUAUUGCCUAUAUAAAUUUAGGUGAACCAAUUACAAUGGUAUUUUUAAAUACAAAUCGUAUACAAAAAUUAUUGAGUACAUUAGAAAUAUCACAUUUUAAUGUUAUAUGGAAUUUAAAUGGACAUUUAGUUACAAAUUUUAAUUCAACUGAAAAUAUUUAUAUGGAUGGAUUUAUGUCACAAGAGGAUGUUUUGGCAUAUCCUAAAGUGAAAUUAUUUAUAACAAUUGGUGGACAACGUGAUAUCGAAGAUGCUAUACAUCAUCAAGUUCCUUGCUUAGGAUUAACAUUUUCUAGUACAAUAGAUCAUUAUUUAUUACAAAUUGAAAAACAUGGAGCAGGUUCAAUAUCAUAUUUUGAUCAAGAUACAACUACAGAAUUAUUAGCUAAAAUUGAAGAAUUUGCGAUAAAAGACAGAUUUUCAAGCAAUAUAAAAAAACUACAUAAUUUAAUCAACGAUCAACCAUUAAGUUCUGUUGAACGUGCUGUUUGGUAUAUUGAAUAUGUAAUGAGAAAUGGUGGAACAAAAUAUCAAAAAACAACUUGGCGAAAUAUUUCAUGGUUUAAUUUUCUACUAAUUUAUGUUGUCUUAGCUAUUAUCGUAACCAUAAUAACAUUUGUUGGUGUAUUAGUUAAAGUAUUUAUCGAAUGUCGUAAAUAUUCAAAAAGUUUACCAGUUGAAAAAAUUACAAAACGCACAUUAUUAGCUAAAGAAAAAUUGUAUUAGGGUAAAAAUUAUGAAAAAAAAAACAAAAUGUGAAAUUUUAUUAAUUUAAGUAAAUUUUAAUUAAAUUAUUAAAAUUUAUUUGUACUGAAACACUCUGAUAUCUCGCAACAUAAUGAUUAUGUAGCAUAAUAUGAGUUCAUAAAAAUUACAAUAUGAUUUUAGAUAAAUUCUACGGAAAAAUAACGCAUUGAAAUGAAAAAUUUAUGUAUUUUACUAAAUUUUUAUACUUUUGUAUUGUUUCAGUUGUUUAAAAAUAAAUUAAUUCGUAAAUAAUAAUGUUUCUAUAAAAAGAUUUAGUGUUACACUGAAAAAAUACAAAUUUGUGCUUUUGAUCCAUGUUUUAUGGAAACAUAAACUGCAUUUGAAUCUUUUUUACAAGCUAAAACAAAGUAUGCAAUUACCAUUUUGCGUAAAAAUUUAGACCAAAUGCAGUUAUACCGUAAAAAUAUAAGAUAUGUAAGAUAAAAAUACAAUUUAAUAUUAAAGUAUAAAUUAAAUUGAAAAUUAUUUUGUAAUAUUGUAAGUUUUAGAAUUACAAAAAAUGCUGCCAUUGUUUGUGUUUUUUUUUUUGUUUGUUUUGGAAAUAAAUUUGUGGCAAUAUUGAAUUUUCGUUGCCUUUUGUGAAAAUCUUGAAUGUUGUUAAGUGGCAGUUUACUUUUUAUGAAAAUAAAUAAAUAUUUUUAUUGUAAUACACGUGCAUAAUCAAUAAAAUUUUUACAUAAAAAUAUUUUUGAUAUGACGUCGUAUAUGUAUAAAACUAUAAUAGAAACAAUGUACAUACAUAAAUUAUGAAAAAAAAACUAAUUUUUUUAAGAUAUGAAUUAAAACGGGCUGUUUCUAGAAUAAGUUUUUGAAAUCAAAAAAUUCUAUAACUAAAUAUAUAUGAAAAAUGUAGUUAUUUAAUAAUAUUAAAUAAGAAAAUGUGAUAAUGUGCCAAUUUUAAAAACAUACUUCUAAGUGUAAUUUUACAAGAUUU